Halichondria panicea is the source of this 1493-nucleotide messenger RNA. Its product is annotated as DNA primase small subunit-like. The coding region runs from base 75 to 1355 and encodes 426 amino acids. The record is from RefSeq and is a predicted model, not a curated record. Gene Ontology annotation, biological process: DNA replication, synthesis of primer. NCBI's taxonomy places the organism in Eukaryota, Metazoa, Porifera, Demospongiae, Suberitida, Halichondriidae. The transcript is spliced from 9 exons. Gene Ontology annotation, cellular component: alpha DNA polymerase:primase complex.
UUUUGAUAUUAACCUUUCACCUUGCCACCUGGCGGCUAUUUCAGAAAAGCAGAGCUAGCUAUAGCUAGCUAGAGAUGGAACUGGAUCUGCCUGUGAAAGAAGAACUGGAUGUUGCUGCUGCUGCUGUUGAUGAACAGGACUCUUCCGAGAAUAAGUAUGACAGGUCUCAGCUACCCCACUUGCUGAAGAUAUACUACAAAUCACUGUUUCCAUAUGACAAGUACUGGGAGUGGCUUCACUAUGGUGACGAUCAAAUGUUCAGCCAUCGUGAGUUCUCCUUCACUCUGGAAGAUGAUGUGUACGUGCGGUACCAGUCGUUUGAGAGCAGAGAGUCUCUGGAGGAGGGUAUAAGAAAAGCAAACCCGUACAAGAUUGACAUUGGAGCAAUCUUCAAUAGCAAACCAUGUUUGCAUAGUCGUUUGCCAAAGGGCAGUUUUCGAGCUGUGAAGAAAGAGCUGGUGUUUGAUAUCGACAUGACGGACUAUGAUGACAUUCGCACCUGCUGUAGGGAGGCACAGAUUUGUCCCAAGUGUUGGAAGUUCAUCAUCAUUGCUAUCAAGAUUGUGGACAGAGCUCUCAGAGAGGACUUUGGUUUCAAGCACCUUCUGUGGGUGUAUAGCGGUCGCAGAGGUGUCCAUUGCUGGGUGUGUGACCGACAAGCGAUUGCUCUCUCUCAGGAAGCGAGGGUAGCGAUCGUCGAGUACCUCACUCUCAUUAAGGGAGGAGAGCAGCAGGGGAAGAAGGUCAAACUUCCCAGGGGAAGUAGUCCCAUGCAUCCCUCCAUAAGGUCCGCUCUAGACAUAAUCAAAUCGUGCUUUAAAGAUCUAUUGGUAGAGCAGGAUUUUUUUGAAACAGCCGAGCAGUGGAAAAAGGUGCUAGCACUGUUACCAAAGAAAGUGGCUGAUGACCUGGACAGGGAGUGGACUGAAACUCCAAUGUCGUCUUUAGAAAAGUGGGGGAGACUGAAAAGUGAAUUAAAGGAUAAUAUGUUUCUGAUUGACGAGAUCAUGCUUCAGUGGUCGUAUCCAAGACUAGAUGUGAAUGUCUCCAAGGGAAUCAACCAUUUGUUAAAGAGUCCAUUCUGUGUACACCCCAAAACAGGUCGUGUAUGUGUGCCCAUAGAGACAGGCAAAGAUAUGGAAAAGCUGACAAGUUUUGAUCCGUUUGCCGUGCCCACAGUAAAACAGAUUUGCGAUGAGUUUAUUAGUGUCAAGGAUGAAGGAAACAGCUCAGGAUACAACAAGUCAUCAUUGGGGCCAUACAUGCAAUUCUUUUGUAAACGAUUCCUACUAGAUCUAAAGAAAGAUGCAAUGCGACAGAAAAAACAAGAUCAACAAAAUUCUCUGGAAUUUUGACGUAUAAAAGACUUCCCCAAUCUCAAGCUCAAAUCUUCAUGUGCGCCAUUAGAAUAUGUACUCUGAAUAUGUACUCUUUCUCUUUACAGUAAUUUUUAUUAAUAUUAACGUUCGUUGCUAAAAAUCAUCUAAUUCAAA